Messenger RNA from Suillus discolor, 1302 nucleotides. RefSeq lists its product as uncharacterized. NCBI's taxonomy places the organism in Eukaryota, Fungi, Basidiomycota, Agaricomycetes, Boletales, Suillaceae. The coding region runs from base 1 to 1302 and encodes 433 amino acids. The record is from RefSeq and is a predicted model, not a curated record. The transcript has 3 exons.
AUGGAGAGCUCUGAUUUUGAAGACGAUUUUUACGAGGAUGAUCUUGAAUCACUGGUUCAUAGCUCUCCAAGUGCAUAUACCCAUACUUUCACCUCGCCAGCUCCAGAACAACGCGCAAGCCAGCACAAGGACAUCCGAGUCAUUGCACCAGAUCAAAACAAAAUCACUCACAUAAAGACACCUCAACUUCCGAUUGAGGUCGUCGAUUACAUCGCUUCUUUCUUGUUCGACUCUUGCCCAUCUGGCUGCUUCUUCCAUGUCCACUCGUUCUCUCUGGUCUGUUCUCAGUUUAGACAUGUCGCACUGCGUCAUUAUUUUUCUUCCAUUCACGUUGCGUCUGCAAAGCAACUUUCUGCAUAUACAAAUUUUCACUUCUCAUUGAUUUCCCGUAAUGCCCCGGGCGAUAGUGUUGGACUCGACUACGUCAAGAACCUGAAACACCUGAUGAUCUCUUCCUCAUCGGACGGAAGACAAUCUCAGACAACCCGACUCAAGCGCAUCUUCUCCCCACCGGCAAUCCCCCUGGUCCCGUGGUUUCCUCCUCAACUGACGUCUCUCACAAUGACAAAACUCUGGCGAAUUGACGUACCUUUGCUCAAAACCGUUGCAUCUGCGUUCCCUUCUGUGAAGAUUCUGCACCUCAGUUGCUCGGAACAGUUAGACGUCUCCUGCUGUUGGACUUGCUUUGAAGAAAGCUCAACUGCAGUCGUGCACUCGCCAAUCCCGAAUUACUUCAAUGACAUCACGAAAUUGACGGACCACUUCGCGGAUUCGCUGGAACCACUGACCCAGUUGACUGAUCUUCACCUUGGCAUUUUUCUUUCAGAUGAGGAAAUGGUGGAAAAGCAUAUCGAGCACUACGACACCCCAUUGGAAUUCGACCAUAUGCACCGAAUAACGUUCAGUUCCAAAGCUGCAUCUCCACCCACCGGAAACAUCCUCAGUCAAUUGGAAACCGAGACUACCACUGGACUCAUAUCGUAUUCAGUAGACCAAGAUGACAAAAAAGAAGAGUCUCACUCCGGAACCUGUACCGAAGAUCUGCCCUUUCCUCAUGGCCCAGAGCUCUGCCGUACAUGCAAGCUUAUCGGAUCCGCCUCCAAGGUACGCACACGAGAGCUGGAGGCAAGUCUCGCGCUCGCAAGGAAAAUCAAAACAUUACGCACGGUCAGCUGGAGUUCGUUCUUCACAUCUCAGGUCUUCGAGCCAGACGACAACAAGGCCGGCGAUUGGCUUAGGAGGACUACAGCCUACAUUUUACGCGCGAAUGGGAGGGUGCGAGUGCGCAGGAGACCUUGGUAG